UUUUUCUAUGCUCUAGGCUUUGGGACAUUUUCUUCCCUCCUCUUGACGUGACCUUUGACCCCGACCCCCUAUAUCUGUCUGCCUGGGCUGCAUGUUGGUGGGACGGGGCCCCCAGGUCUGGCUCGGCGGAGUGGCUGCUUUGUUUCUGUCCCUUUUGUGGAUGCGCGCGCUGUUCUUCCCGUAUCCCCGUCUACUGCUGCUUCCCCGAGCCUUCUCCAUGGCCUCGCACCCUCCAGAUGCCUCAGACUCGGCCAGCUCGGACUACAUUGCCGGUUCCGUCUCUGUCGUCUUUGUCACUUGCCCCAGUGAAAAGGUCGCCAAAACUAUUGCCAGGUCUGUGGUGGAAAAGCGACUGGUCGCCUGUGUCAAUCUAGUGCCUCAUAUUACAUCUAUCUAUGAUUGGAAAGGAAAAAUUCAAGAAGACUGUGAGGUGAUGAUGAUGAUGAAGACUCAAACUAGUUUGACACCAAACUUGACGGAAUUUAUUCGUUCCGUUCACCCAUAUGAAGUGGUUGAAGUCAUUUCAUUACCUGUGCAACAAGGGAACCUUCCAUACCUUCACUGGGUAAAAGAUUGCACCACUAGAAAAUGACACUAUUUUGAUUUCUGAGCCUACUUUAAGAGAACUUCUACAUUUUCCUACUUUCUGUAAUAAACCCUAUCCCCAGAA
Molecule: messenger RNA, 670 nt
Organism: Gracilinanus agilis (Agile Gracile Mouse Opossum)
Lineage: Eukaryota; Metazoa; Chordata; Mammalia; Didelphimorphia; Didelphidae
Gene: CUTA
Product: cutA divalent cation tolerance homolog
Exons: 6
Coding region: 92-592 (166 amino acids)
Biological process (GO): response to metal ion
Molecular function (GO): copper ion binding
Source: RefSeq, a predicted model, not a curated record